AUGAUUCAAGGCUGUGAAGUAAUAAAAGUUGGACCAUUUCCUGUCAUCGCCUUCCAUAGUCUGCUUGAUGAAAAACUUGACUCUAGAACACCUUCUGAAGCAGGGACACUAACGUCUGGUUCAGUCGUACAGGCUACUCAAAUUGGACAACCAAUUCAACUACCGAUUGACACAAAUAUCCAGCCCAUCCAACUAAUUGCACUAAAUUUACCAGAAAGCGAUUUAGAACACUUCAAAGUCCAGCUUCCGUCAGUGACAUAG
Messenger RNA from Thelazia callipaeda (thelaziosis nematode), 261 nucleotides. The record is from the annotation of a GenBank genome assembly. Lineage: Eukaryota; Metazoa; Nematoda; Chromadorea; Rhabditida; Thelaziidae.